CGCCUAACAAGAACACUCGUCACCUGGAAUCACGGGGCAGCUUGUCGAAGGCUUUACACUCAAUUCGUGAAUCCAUAAACCACAAACAUGGUCGUCCUCGCAGCGUCGAUAUGCACCCGCGGGGGCAAGGCAGUUCUCUCGCGUCAAUUCAGAGAAAUUGCUCGCUCCAGAAUUGAAGCUCUACUCGCAUCCUUCCCUAAGCUAGCUGACUCCGGGACCCAACACACCACCGUCGAGCAAGACAAUGUCCGCUUUGUCUACCAGCCCCUAGAUGAGCUAUACAUCGUUCUCAUCACCAACCGCCAGUCCAACAUCCUGCAAGAUAUCGACAGCCUACACCUCUUCGCCCAGGUCACCACCAGCAUCUGCAAGAGCUUGGACGAAAGAGAGAUUGUGCGCAAUGCAUUCGAACUGCUCAGUGCUUAUGAUGAACUGGUGACGCUAGGGUACAGAGAGAACCUAUCGCUGUCUCAGAUCAAGACAUUUUUGGAAAUGGAGAGUCACGAGGAGAGGAUCCAGGAAAUUAUCGAGAGGAACAAAGAACUCGAAGCCAGUGAGGAGCGCAAGAGGAAGGCCAAGCAGCUGGAAAUGCAACGAAAGGAGGCCGCCCGGAGCGGUCGUUCUAUGGCCCCUCGAACUCCGUCUUACCCUGUCUAUACCCCUCCUUCCCGCCCUGCUGUGCCUGAAGGCUACGACACCUACGAGGCAGAGAAGAAGAAGACCUUCGCCAAGCCAUUACCUGUCCGAGGCAAGGGCAUGCAGCUUGGCAAGAAGUCGAAAACUACAGAUAUCUACGAGAAAGUCCGUGGCGACUUGGGCCCCGAGGCGGAAGAGGCCACUCCAUUGGUGACCCCGCAAGCUUCUACCCCCGUCGUCGAUACAGUGUCAUCCGCUCGUGCUUCGCUAUCUGGGGAUCGCGAACCCGUGCAUGUGACCGUCGCAGAAACCAUCUCCGCUACACUUACCCGCGAAGGUGCCCUCAGAUCCUUCGAAGUCAAGGGUGAUUUACAGCUACGCAUCACCGACCCGGCUUUCACCAAGGUCAGACUCGAUCUCCUCGCAAAUCCUACGCACGGCGCGCAAUUCCGCACCCAUCCAAAUGUUGACAAGGCUGUCUUCACAAACGACUCUGCCAUCCAACUCAAAGACAUCACCAAGCGAUUCCCAGCCAACAACUCGAUUGGCGUUCUGCGCUGGCGUGUUGCCAGCUCGGGAUCUGACAGCCCAGACAUUCUUCCCAUCACCUUCACCGUGUGGGUCAACAGGGGCUCCGACUCAACCACGGUGACGGUCGAGUAUGAAUUCACUGGCUCUGACAGUCUCCGGGAUGUUGUUGUCACCAUUCCAUAUCAGACGGCCGAGCCCGCAGUGUCUAGCUUCGAUGCUGUCUAUGAGGUAUCUGGUGACAGUCUUGACUGGAACAUUGGCACUGUAGAUGAGAGCAACGCAUCGGGAAGCUUCGAGUUCGAGUCAGGUGGCGAUGGUGAUGAGAAUGAGUUCUUCCCAAUGAGCGUACGCUUCUCCAAAACCAGUCCUUUCGUUGAAGUCGAUGUCACCGAGGUCUCUCUCUUGGAAAUGGAAGGAGAAAGCACCGCAUUCACCAAGGACAUCAAGUGUGUUGCGGACAAAUUCUUUAUUGAGUAAUCGUUCUGUUCCAGUCGGGUGUAUAGAGUAUUAAUGACGUUCGGAUUGCGCUUUGUUCCAUUCUACAAGACACUUUGCAGCUUUUUGUUUGUUCUUCUGAACUAGGAUUUCUAUUACUCAAAUCUCCG
This is a messenger RNA of Aspergillus saccharolyticus JOP 1030-1, 1772 nucleotides long. Its product is annotated as coatomer subunit delta. Gene Ontology annotation, biological process: retrograde vesicle-mediated transport, Golgi to endoplasmic reticulum; endoplasmic reticulum to Golgi vesicle-mediated transport; Golgi localization. Gene Ontology annotation, cellular component: COPI vesicle coat; cytosol. The record is from RefSeq and is a predicted model, not a curated record. Lineage: Eukaryota; Fungi; Ascomycota; Eurotiomycetes; Eurotiales; Aspergillaceae. Bases 88 to 1644 code for a protein of 518 amino acids. The transcript has 4 exons.